UCUGACUAAACGUUACAGGAAGUACGGUGGUGGUGUUGCGAUCAAAGCUAACUGGUGCAAACACAGCGACUGAUGUAAAUCCAGAUCCAUAGCAGACCGCCGAGAUGAUUCCAUCAGCAACUUGACCGGCAGGGAAUAUGUUGGCUGACAGCUUCUCCGUGUUUCCGUGUUCAGUGAUUAGAAAACGACCCCGCGGAGGAAGCACUAACGUUAGCUAGAACAACAGCAAGCUGAGUAGUAUGCUGGACGUGGGAAAGUGGCCAGUUUUUGCGCUCCUUCCUCCUGAGGAACUCCGGCUUAUUCGGCAGGCUUGUGUCUUUGGCAGCGCUGCAAACGAAGCCUUCUAUGUCACAGUUAAUGAUGAGGUCUUUGCUUUGGGCACCAACUGCAGCGGCUGUUUAGGGCUCGGAGACCUUCAAAGCACUAUUGAGCCGCGCCGGAUUGAUGUCUUGUGUGGAAAGAAGAUUGUGUCCCUAAGCUAUGGAACAGGACCACAUGUGGCUAUCGCUACUGCAGAUGGAGAGGUGUUUGCUUGGGGCCACAAUGGCUACAGCCAGCUAGGCAAUGGGACCACCAACCACGGACUGACCCCUGCCCUGGUGUCCACCAACCUCCUCAGCAAGAGAGUGACAGAGGUGGCCUGUGGCUCCCACCACACUAUUGCUCUCACGACUGACGGAGAGGUGUAUGCAUGGGGUUACAACAACUCAGGCCAAGUAGGUUCAGGGUCUACUGCCAACCAGCCGACACCGCGCCGCGUUAGCAGCUGCCUGCAGAACAAAGUGGUGGUUAACGUAGCCUGUGGUCAGCUCUGCUCUAUGGCUGUACUAGACAAUGGAGAGAUCUAUGGUUGGGGCUACAAUUGCAAUGGACAGCUAGGUUUGGGCAACAAUGGAAAUCAGCAGACCCCAUGCAGGAUUGCUGCUCUCCAAGGUGUCAACAUCGUCCAGGUUGCCUGUGGAUAUGCACAUACAUUGGCGCUUACAGAUGAGGGGAUGGUUUACGCCUGGGGAGCCAACUCAUAUGGGCAGUUGGGAACAGGCAAUAAGAGUAACCAAGCUCUCCCCACUCUGAUAAACACAGACAAGGAGAGGAUGGUGGAGGUAGCUGCAUGUCACACCAGCCACACGUCAGCUGCCAAGACCCAGAGUGGGCAGGUUGUGAUGUGGGGUCAGUGUCGAGGUCAGGCUGUGGCCAGCCCCCACCUCACCCAUUUCGGAAGCACAGACGAUGUGUUUGCCUGCUUCGCCACACCAGCAGUCACGUGGCACCUCCUCUCUGUAGAUGGCGAUGACUACCUGACUGUUGCCCAGUCUUUGAAGAAGGAGUUUGACAGCCCAGAGAUUUCUGACCUAAAGUUCUUGGUUGAUGGGAAGUGUAUCCAUGUUCACAAAGCCCUGCUGAAAAUCAGAUGUGAGCAUUUUCGUGCACUGCUUAAUGAAACAGAGGAGGAGACCAUAGAAAUCCACCAGUUCUCAUACCUGGUGUACCGAGCCUUCCUGGAGUACCUCUACACAGACACCAUUAACCUGCCACCAGAGGAUGCUAUUGGGUUGCUGGACUUGGCCACGUUCUACCGAGAGACGCGGCUGAAGAGGCUGUGCCAGGAAACGAUCAAGAGGGGCAUUUCUGAGGAGAACGCCAUCACUCUGCUCUCUGCCGCUGUCAAGUAUGAGGCUCGGCCCUCUUCAUUUUUAGGACCUGGAGGAGUUCUGCUUCAAGUUUUGCAUCAACCACCUAACAGCCGUCACGCAGACCCAGGCAUUUGCAGACAUGGACCACGACCUGCUCAAGAACUUCAUUAGUAAAGCCAGCCGCUACGGGGCCUUCAAAAACUGAAUAGAGCGGGCCCCCCGUAGCGACGGACUCAACACGUUGAGGUUUCAGCCCACCGAGGUCCUGAGAGUCGACCCGAGACCACAGCACUCGGCAGGUUGAUCAGCACUUCAAAGCCUCGUCGCUGGGGCUGUUAACCACCGCAGAGGCAAAGGGUUUCAGGUUUCAGCCUCUAACUGACGGCUUCUGUGUUACUGCCCUGAACCCAGCCCAAACACACACACACACACACACACACACACAAGUUGCUUUUGGGGCGUACAUAUCGGGUUAUCCCACUCGUUCUGUCAAAAGCAGACUGGCUGAAUAAGAAAGAUGCGUUGCUGACAAUAGGCUUGGCUAAUUAAGGCGUCUGAUUUGUUUGAUCAAGCUGGUCGACAGGUAGAUGCCUCGCAGUGACAGGAUGCCUGGACAUGCUGAAUGCUAAACGUAAUUCUUUGCAAUAAGUAAUUAUUUUUUUUCUUAUCACAAUGCCCUUUAGCAGUUAGUAAAAGAAAUAAUCAAUAAGUAUAUCGUACUGUAGCCAUGAAUUGACCCUUGAUUCUCAAACGUUCCUGAUUGAGAAGUAAUAUUUAAUAAGGGGAGAAACACAAGCUGCUCUUCUUCUUUGUUUUAUACUGUAGUGUUUCACCCUUUGCUAUCCAAACUCACGGUUACUUUUUCAUGUUUGUAUUGACUAACAUUUGCACUAUUUUGCUGCCGUGACCUAACGCGACACACACACACACACACACACACACACACACACACAGAACGUCGAAGGUGUUGUUUUUGUCAGUUACUUUUGGCCAUCGUCACCUGACUGAAAUGAAAAGAUGCAAUCAGUUAGAUUUAUGAGAAAUAUGGACAUCCUCCUGCAUGUUUACUUGUGUUCAGAUUCACCGUCUCUGUGCAGCAGGAAACGCUGUCUGACUUACACAAGCAUACCGAUUCCUGUGUAGCUUGUCGGUGAUCUUACACCAUAGCUUUAGCCUAUUUUACAGUCGUGUUUCAUUGCAAUUUGGUAUGUUUACAAAAGUUUGGUUGUUGGAUUUUUUUUUUUUUUUAUAUUGGCAGCAUCUUUUUACAAGUAUUUCUUUCUAUUUCUCACCUGGUAGCACCUUUUGUGGUAAUGAAAUAGUGCUGGCUUGUGUAAUUGCCAACUGACUGUUGAAUAUAGCCUCAUAUAGUCUCUUUAAAUGUAGUUACCAGAUAUUUUCACAUUACAUUUCUACAUCCGUCUAAAUAAAAUGUAACAAAAUGCUUUUACUUUAACAAGCCAAUUAUUGUGUUGUUGUUUUUUUAAACAUUUUGAUAAUUACUAAACGGAAAUGCCUGUGUUCUCAUUUUGUAUGGAAAAUGCUGUAAUCUGCUGACAGCGGCAUCUAAUGGUAACAUUUGAUAAUCUAAAAUGUAUUAAAAUGAGUAACUACAGAA
Messenger RNA from Perca fluviatilis (European perch), 3252 nucleotides. RefSeq names its product regulator of chromosome condensation (RCC1) and BTB (POZ) domain containing protein 2 (gene rcbtb2). Bases 240 to 1805 code for a protein of 521 amino acids. The record is from RefSeq and is a predicted model, not a curated record. The transcript is spliced from 12 exons. Gene Ontology annotation, molecular function: protein binding. NCBI's taxonomy places the organism in Eukaryota, Metazoa, Chordata, Actinopteri, Perciformes, Percidae.